UUUAGAUGCACAGACACACUCAAAGUUGCCUAGAAGCCGUCUGGAGCCUCUCUUCCCUGCGCGCCGCUUCCAAGUCCUGCAGCACUGCCGCCUCUGUCCCUGAAUCCACAGCCUCCUCCGUGGGAAGCAGCAGGCAGCUUGGGGGCGAGGGAGACCCUCCCGGGAAGAAGGAGCCUGCAGUCAUUUGCGAAGGAAGCCGCCAGCCAGCCAGCCAUCCCUCCUUGGGGACAAGAUGAUGGCAUGUACGGAGAUGCUGACAAUGUGCUUGCUCUCUGCCAAGCACGCCUACAGCAGCCCCAAACCCACCGAGACCCCGCAGCGCCUGGGCAAAGGCAUGGCCAUCUUCCACGAUAUUUUUCGGCGAGCUGACAAGAAUGAUGAUGGGAAGUUGUCAUUUGAAGAGUUUAAAAACUGUUGUGCUGAUGGCAUCCUCAGCUCCGAAGAACUAUGGGAGCUGUUCAACAGCAUUGAUAGGCGUCAUUCAGGCAAUUUAGAGACUGAAAAGUUUUGUGAUUAUUUCUCAGAACAUCUUGGAGAAUAUAAGCAUGUUCUGAUUGCUUUGGAGCAACUCAACACUGCUGUCUUGUCAGCCAUGGAUAAAACCAAACUGGUGUAUGAGAGCUCUUCCAAGAUGGAACAGUUUGUGACUCGCUUCCUGUUGCGGGAGACGAUGAACCAGUUACAAUCCUUGCAGGUUUCAUUGGAGUGGGCUUCAGACACCAUUGAAGAACAAGCUGGCAAAGAAAGGAAUAACGUAAAGAAAUCGCAAACUCUUGUUGGCCCACGUGCUAUAAAAAGAUGUGGCCGUAGAGUUCAGAAGAACAUCUGCUUGUCUCCUACGGAUCCUUACUCCGGGAUGCUGACCACAGGUGUUUGUGUGAACACCAACAGCCAUUGGACUACUCAGGUUGAUCAGCUACAGCAGCUUAUUGACAAACUGGAAUGUAAGAGUCCAAGGCUGGAACCUCUGAAAGAUAAUGUGGUCUGCAAAGGAAGAGAUUCUCACAUCUUGGUGGCACAGAGACAAAUUUCAGUGGCAGAAAGUGGAUUCGAGGCAUUCUGCCAGGCAUUCCAAUCCUACACAGAAAUCACAUCUGGACAGAGCAGCUGCCUACACGUAUCUGCCCACAAAAUGAUGUUGAAUGACACAUGCUUCAUCCUCUAUGAGUUCUGGCAAGAUGUGGCCUCGUGGAAAAGUCAUGUGCAAUCAGAAUAUAGUAUGAAGUUCCAACGUGCCAUCAUGGACAUACUGGACUCUCCAGAACUCUUGACCACUAUGCUUUUUCCAGCAUCCUGGUGGAUCAUGAACAAUAACUGAGGUUCCCUCAAGAAAGCCCGCAUGUGGAUGGAUCAAGCACGAUCUUUCAUAGAAAGCCUUCCUUCCAGAGUUGCUGUUCCUCGACUUAUUCUCCUUCAAUGUUGCUUUCUUCCUCUGUAUUCAUGUGGAAUGCUUCCUUUUUUCUGCAACUGUGGGAAUGGGACAGCACUUUGGAAUGCACCCUGCCAUCCUGCCUGAACAUCACCUGCAUCCUUCCUCCAUUUUGACAUAGAAGUUUUACAACAAAAUAGCCGUGUUAGCAUUUUGUCUAAAAGAACAAACUAUCACUGAAGAAUUAUGACUAGUGAUAGGAUAGUGAAUUGGCUCUCCAGUGUAACAUGGCAGUGCGAAACAUAUAGAUAUGUUUCAGAUAUUUUGACGGGGGAACCUUGUCUAUGUUUACCAUAAAAAUAACUUUCUUGUAUCAUAAGGGACUAUAGCAGGAUCGCCUUAGAUUCUGUUCCCAUCCAAGUGAGUCUCUGUUAAAGCCAGUGAUUGGUUUGUAACAAAUAACUAGUAUAGAAAUGUGGAAAAUGUGAUCCAUACAAUAGGAAUUAUUUGACUGCAAUUCUGAUAAAUCUUGACUAGCAUAAGCUGAAGACUAGUAAACUCUAGAGGAUCACAAGUUGCCCAUCCUUGGACAUGACUAUUCCUUCUGCAACCUGACCGGAUUCCUAGGGCUUUGCUUAUCGGGCCUGUUCUGCUAGAUGCCAUAUCCAAAACACAUUAUUCAUGUUCAAAUUUGUAAGUUUGCCUUCUUUGCAUUUCCGAGCUGGGCUGAAAUCCCUACUCAAAUAUGUGUUUUGACAGUGACAUUUAAUUUUUUACAAACCAAAUAUGAGUUCUGGGCCACUGCAUAAAAUCCAAGACAUUGUAAAACUUUAUUUUCUUUUUAAAAAUAAUUCAUAUGAAAUAGAAAUCAAUUGAAUGUGAGUAUGCUUUUAUUUCAGCAUAGCUGAAGGCAUCAUAUAAUGAAGAUGGUGCUGUACUUUAAUCCAGGGAUGGUCAACCCCUCUUUUCUCAGAGGCCAUUCUCAUCUAUAAAUAAAAGCUUUAAUGAUCAACUGUAGUUUCAUGGAGAAACUAGAGCCUGGGGACAUUUUUGAAGUAAUGCUACCAGAAUUUCCCAGCCAACAUGUAGUUUUUCCAAGUUCUGACAUAAACUAACUGGGUUAGGUCUCAUAAUAAAAGUGACAUCAUCACUUUUGAUCUAGUAAGGGCUUCACAACUAUGAACAACAAGUACUCAGGCCAAAUGGGGCCACUGCACAUUUCAUUUGCUUCUCCCAGUAUUCCAGACUGAUGUUUGCAUAAAGGAGGACUGUAAGUCUCCCCCUUUCUCAUGAAAUGAAAAUGAAUUGAUGGUGAUGGGGAGCAAGGAUGGACCAAUUUUGGCAUUUCAGUUUCACACCUUCCUCAUUCCCCCAAUAGUAAAAUUGUUUCAUCCCACCUUUGUGUCAGGUUGUGAAUGCUACAAAAUCCUUAUCCCUGAUGUCCAACUUAGCAUUCACAGAUAUGCAUUUUCUGUGAUUUCUCCCUUUAAAAAAUUCAUAAACACAUUUUCUGUUGUGUGUGCUUUCUGCAAGCUUUUUUCCCUCGGUAUAAUGGAAGUUUUUGUGCACCCUUUUCCUUAAUAUACUCAUUUUUUGUAGAUUUUAAAAGUUGCAAACCAGAUUGCAGAUGUCUGAAACCUGCAGAUUUCAGUGUACAAGAAUGUGUUGGUUCACUUAUAAGUUCAGCAGGUUACAUUCAUGUAAAAAUGUAGACCAGGCAAGUUACUGCUACUUCCCUAAUUGGAAGUUUCAUGGGAAAAUAAACGGUU
This is a messenger RNA of Anolis sagrei ordinatus, 3138 nucleotides long. It is a transcript of the gene NECAB3, whose product is annotated as N-terminal EF-hand calcium binding protein 3. Gene Ontology annotation, biological process: regulation of amyloid precursor protein biosynthetic process. Lineage: Eukaryota; Metazoa; Chordata; Lepidosauria; Squamata; Anolidae. Gene Ontology annotation, cellular component: endoplasmic reticulum; Golgi cis cisterna; cytoplasm. Gene Ontology annotation, molecular function: calcium ion binding. The record is from RefSeq and is a predicted model, not a curated record.